AUGGCUGACUUAAAAUGUUUGGCGUUUGUUUCAUUGUUGUAUUUAUUUAAUUUAGUUAAAAGUUCUAGUUUGUGCACUGAGGAAUUUUGUAGUGCAUUCAUAUCCGAGACAGGCUGCGCAACUCCAGCUGCCCAUUGUAACAUCAAUAAUGCCACGCAUUUUGGCGUUAGAAUGCCAUCACCUACCGUUUGCAACUGCUGCGAAUUCUGCCUACCCCUUUUUGCUGAAGGACAGACCUGCACUUUGGGUGGUCCAGGUAUGGGCACCGCGAUAGGGCGCUGCGGAGACGGCCUCACUUGUGCUUUAAAUACUACUGAUGGCGUGACGCGGUGUGUUAGAAUGAGUUCGCCCUGCCAUACAUUACAAGAGCAAUACGUCCAACUUGAAGCUGAGGGGACACUAGGAAUGCUGGUAAUAAGACCAAUGUGUGAUGGAAGGGGGAAACACGGACCUGUGCAGUGCGUAAACACACAAACAUGUUUCUGUCAGUCAGAGGAAGGCGAAAGAAUAUUUGGUGAAGCGUCAUACCUGGGCCCAAGUACUUUGAGGAAUAUGCAAUGUGCCUGCUCACGUUUGCACGAAAAUAUCGAGAAGAAUAUAUCUCCUGGAAUGACGGCACCAGUCGUAGGUCCUCGAUGCACCAUCGAUGGAAACUUCAACCCCGUGCAGUGCCUUAACAGAACUUGCCAUUGCGUUAACCCCGUCACUGGGAUUAUUAUAACUGAAAUCAAAAGUAUAAACUUGGACACCCAUCCUAUCACUGAAUUACCCUGUUAUGACCCUCUCUUAGACAACUACUGGCAAAACAGUCGAGGUGAUCCUCCCUUCAAAUACACUACAACUUGUAUUCAAAACAGAGAUGAAAGGGUGAAUGCUGUCUUGCAGAGUAUAGAAGAUGGAUUUAACGUUGAUUUCGGAGGAGGAUUCACCAGAUGCUAUCCUGACGGCACCUACGGACGGUUGGGUCAAACAAUGACAGGAUCCAUUAUAUGUCUUGAUGAUCGUGGUCGGAGGAUCCGGAACUUCGAAGCAAAACCAGGGACCGAAGAUUUUCAUAAUACUGAUUGCAAAUGUGCCAUGACGUCGUACCUAAUGGGAGCAGCACAUGAAAAACCAGUUUGCUGUAAGAAUGGCAACUUCAGAAGUAUACAAUGUCGUCGUGGUUUAUGUUACUGCGUGGACUCAGACGGUAGACAAACAACAAAAGAAAACUCUGAUGUUACUCGGCUAUCUUGUUUUACUCCUGAUUGGAGGGAUUGUUAG
This is a messenger RNA of Arctia plantaginis, 1263 nucleotides long. NCBI's taxonomy places the organism in Eukaryota, Metazoa, Arthropoda, Insecta, Lepidoptera, Erebidae. The record is from the annotation of a GenBank genome assembly.